Theileria orientalis strain Shintoku is the source of this 1218-nucleotide messenger RNA. RefSeq lists its product as hypothetical. The coding region runs from base 1 to 1218 and encodes 405 amino acids. NCBI's taxonomy places the organism in Eukaryota, Apicomplexa, Aconoidasida, Piroplasmida, Theileriidae. The transcript has 2 exons. The record is from RefSeq and is a predicted model, not a curated record.
AUGUUUAGAAAUGUAACCAAAAAUAUUAAUAGAAAGCACGUUAUAGGGUGCUUUGCAAUUUCUGGGACCUUAUACUUCGGUUAUAAAAAUGUUACUUUGUACUUGGACCAGAAGUCAAAGAGCGAAGAGCUAUCGCAGCAAUUUAAGGCAAAUAAAACAGAUACGCUUUCUGAUAACUUGAGAAAGUUUGACACCAAUUUUGACAAGAAGGACCUGGCGCUCAGGAACGGAGAUCUGAUGUUUAUAAAGUACAACCUGGAGAGGCUGAAUUUGUAUAAUCGGUACAAAAUGAUUCUGGUCAGGAACUUGUCGAACAAUCGCAUCUAUGACGACCUGGGAAUUGUAUACAACUCAGGGGAUAUGUACUAUAUAGUCCUCAUGCCCUCAGUAAAACUGAGGUCGAAAAUUGCCGUAAGAGAGCUCAAUAUUACCGACAGAAAGUCCAGAGGAGUAGUGGCCAUAGAAUACGAUGAUCUAAUUAGAGAAAAUCACCCAGAUGUAAUAUCGCUAAGGAGGCUAAUCUGCUCGGAGUCAACGAGAGAUGGGCUGGUUAAAUCGCUCAAAUCGGCGAUUUUUGAGUUGAAGUCGUCAGUUAAUUCAGGUCUGGCUUCAAUACUGAGUAGCUGGCUGUUCAACUUGCCGUACUUGGGACACAAUAAAUCGGAAUUUAUAAACGCCCUAACCUACAGGGACGAAUUGGAUUACACGAGAAGUUCAAUUAAGUAUAGCUCUGCCAGGGCACUGAAGAAGGUGGAAGGUGCAAUGGAUUUAAACACUUCAGUAGCUCAGAAGUCAGGUGAUGACUCAAAGGACGAUGGCACAGGCUACUCGAUUGAAAGUUUGGGGAAUUUGGAAAGGACUCUGGGCGAAUAUGAAAAGGACAUAGACAGUUUGAACGCAUUGAUUGAAAAAUUCACGGAAAAAAUAAGGAAAAGCAAGUUUAGGGACGAGAGCAAGUACAUAGGCACGGAAACAAGCUUAGUCACGAAGGUAUAUUCAAAGUCGGGGAUACUUCCACUGAAUAACAGCACGAAGCUGUUCAGCAUUUACAACUAUUUCGAGUUAGAUAGCCUAUACAAUAAUGCAGCCUCAGAAGACCCGGAAAAAUAUUCGAGGCUAUCGUCGCCAUUCAGCGUAUACACAGGCGGAGUUAACCGAGUUAGACUUAAAAACCUAAAAUAUCCGCAGAUCAGAGACAUUCUGUACCGAAAACUAUAA